Menidia menidia (Atlantic silverside) is the source of this 1755-nucleotide messenger RNA. NCBI's taxonomy places the organism in Eukaryota, Metazoa, Chordata, Actinopteri, Atheriniformes, Atherinopsidae. The record is from the annotation of a GenBank genome assembly.
AUGGCUGUUUGUGCCAGGCUCUGUGGCGUGGGGCAGUCUCGGAGGUGCCGGAGGCGACAGCGCAGCAACCAGCCGGACCAGGGCAGCGACUCCGACAUGGACGAGGAGGAAGGGGAGCGGAUCGUGGGCCAGAGGAGAGGCGACGCGGAGAGCGGCGGAGGCCCGGAGCGCUUGGUCGCCACUGCAGGGCCGAGUGACGCUUAUGAAUAUGGCAGUGGCCGUGUCACCGCGGGAGGCUGGCGGGAUCGCACAAGCACGGGACCUCCUCACCCCCAGUCCUUAUCGGAAUUACCGCCGGAGCUUUUAGUGGAAAUAUUCUCCCAGCUACCCGGAAUAGUGCUGCCAAAUGUUGCCCUUGUCUGCAAGAAAUUCAGACAAAUCCUCAACACGGAAACGAUCUGGAGAAGGCGAUGUGUGGAAGAAUUUGGCAUGAAUGAGGAUCUGAGGAAGAUGGAAGCGGGAGGAGUGUCCAGCCAGGACCUCUACGUUAAACGUGUCAACCCACGAGUGAAGUCUGGGCGCUUUAUGAAGCUCCUCCCGGACUACGAGCACAUGGAUUAUAGAGACGUGUACGCACACUUGCUUUACCCUUACAGACACAUCUUGGGGCUUUGGCAGCCUGACAUUGGCCCUUAUGGCGGAUUGCUCAAUGUUGUGGUGGAUGGGCUGUUUAUCAUCGGCUGGAUGUUCCUGCCACCUCAUGACCCCCGUGUGGAGGACCCCAUGAGAAGACGGCCACUGUUCCGCAUCCACUUGUGGGAGAGCAAAAAGGCCACUGUGGAGUGCAUGUAUGGACACAAAGGUCCCCACAAAGGAGACAUACAGACAGUAAAGAAAGAUGAGUUUUCUACUAAAUGCAACCAGACUGAUCAUCAUCGCAUGCCUGGAGGCAGACAAGAGGAAUUCAGGACGUGGUUGGAGGAAGAAUGGGGUCGAACGCUGGAAGAAAUCUUUCACGAACACAUGCAGGAGCUCAUCCUGAUGAAGUUCAUUUACACCAGUCAAUAUGAUAACUGUUUGACGUACCGGAGGAUCUACCUGCCUCCGGCCAUGCCCUCGGACCUGUUGCAUCCGGGCUUAUUCAAAGGCACCUAUGGCAGUCACGGCUUGGAGAUUGUCAUGCUCAGUUUCCACGGAACCUCGGCAAGGGCUACCAAACUCACUGGGGACCCCAAUGUUCCUGCCGGACAGCUCACGUUGGAGGUGGACCUGAGUCGGCCGGUGGUCCUCCCGGAGCUGGACCAACAGCGCAACAUCGAGGAGCUGUCCCGGCUAGUGCUGGGCAUCCACGAGGCCGUGCAGAGGGAGGCCGAGCAGCAGACUGCUGUGGCUCCUGCCCCGGCCAAACCCGCCGCAGAGGGAGCCUGUGGCGGCCCCGGCGAGGACGCCGCGAUGGAGGCGGACCACGGUGCCUGUUCAGACAGCGGUCAGCCCGGCCCGAGCAGCAACAGCCUUUCUGAAGCCCAGCCCUUUGUUCUGCCUCUAGGGGUCAUGGCUCGCAAUGAGGUCUACCCUCGCACCUGCCGAAAAUGCUUCUACGGAACUGGCUUGAUUGCAGGGCACGGCUUCACAAGUCCAGAGCGUACUCCGGGACUCUUUGUUCUGUUCGACGAGGACCGUUUUGGUUUCAUCUGGUUGGAGUUGAAAUCUUUCAGUCUGUACAGUCGCCUGACGGACCAACUGGCUCACGCUCACGCCCCAAAUCUGGAGCGAUUUGAGGCCAUGCUGCGCAACAUGCAGUCAUGGACAUCCUGA